Fukomys damarensis (Damara mole-rat) is the source of this 1077-nucleotide messenger RNA. Its product is annotated as olfactory receptor 10AD1. The record is from RefSeq and is a predicted model, not a curated record. Gene Ontology annotation, cellular component: membrane. Gene Ontology annotation, molecular function: olfactory receptor activity; G protein-coupled receptor activity. NCBI's taxonomy places the organism in Eukaryota, Metazoa, Chordata, Mammalia, Rodentia, Bathyergidae. Gene Ontology annotation, biological process: G protein-coupled receptor signaling pathway. Bases 109 to 1077 code for a protein of 322 amino acids. The transcript is spliced from 2 exons.
UCCCAAAAUCAGAUGUCCUCCCUGAUGACAUCCUCAAGCUCUAUGAGAUUGUCCCUCUUCCUUAUUGCAAUGAUUCUGUGACAGACCAUUUCCAGUCUCAGCAACAGAAUGAGGACCCAGACAGGAGACCUUCAGAACAGCAGCACAGUGACAGAGUUCAUCCUUGUGGGCUUUGAGAAGAGCCCCCCUGCCACUCAGGCAUUGCUCUUCAUUCUCUUCCUAGUGCUCUACAGCCUUGCCAUGGCCAUGAAUGGCCUCGUCGUCUUCAUCACAUGGACAGACCCCAGGCUUAGCAGCCCUAUGUACUUCUUCCUUGGCCACCUUGCUUUCCUGGAUGUCUGCUUCAUCACCACCACCAUCCCACAGAUGCUGAUCCACCUGGUAGUCAAGAAUCAUACUGUAUCUUUUGCCUCCUGUUUGACUCAAAUGUAUCUGGUUUUUGGUGUCGGUGUGACUGAGUGCAUCCUCUUGGCUUUCAUGGCCUAUGACCGUUAUGCUGCUAUCUGUCACCCACUAAGUUAUGCCCAGAUAAUGAACUGGAAGGUCUGUAUUAGACUGGUGAACACUUCCUGGAUUGUGGGGAUGAUCAAUGGAAUCCUUCUUGACUACAUGACAUUUAGAGGUCCAUUCUGUAGAGACAACCAUGUAGAAAACUUCUUCUGUGAGGCCCCCAUUGUGAUCAUCCUCUCUUGUGGGGACCCUCAGUUUAGUCUGAAGGUAAUCUUUCUUGAUGCCGUUGUGGUGCUGCUCAGUCCCAUGGUCCUCAUUAUCACCUCCUAUGUCCGCAUCCUGGCCUCCAUCCUUGGCACAACCUCCUCCUCAGGUCGGGGCAAGACCUUCUCAACUUGUACCUCCCACCUAACCGUGGUCAUCAUUUUCUACACCUCAGCUAUGUUCUCUUACAUGAAUCCUCGAAGCACACAUGGGCCAGACAAAGACAAGCCUUUCUCCCUCCUCUAUACCAUCAUCACCCCCAUGUGCAACCCCAUUAUCUACAGCUUGCGCAAUAAGGAAAUGAAGGGGGCUAUGGUGCGGGCCUUUAGGAGAACCAAUCUGGCCCAGGCAGAGUCUGCCUAA